Messenger RNA from Chenopodium quinoa (quinoa), 684 nucleotides. RefSeq lists its product as uncharacterized. Bases 1 to 684 code for a protein of 227 amino acids. The transcript has 5 exons. The record is from RefSeq and is a predicted model, not a curated record. NCBI's taxonomy places the organism in Eukaryota, Viridiplantae, Streptophyta, Magnoliopsida, Caryophyllales, Amaranthaceae.
AUGAAGGAAGAUGUGGACGCGAUAAAUGAAUUUUUGAUUGAAAAGUUCCCAAGGGAAUAUGUUGUUUAUAAAAGUUAUGAUAGCAUCCUUGAUGAUAAUUGUAUUUUGUACCCUACUGAAUUCUUGAACACACUUUGCUCUGGGGGAAUGAGUCCGCAUGAACUUGUUUUAAAAGAAAAUAGUCCUGUUAUUCUCUUACGUAAUAUUGAUCCAUUCGUAGGCCUAUAUAAUGGCACUAGGCUCACAUGUAAACGAUUCUUCCGUAAUGUCAUUCAAUGUGUGAUAGCAAUUGGACAUUACCAAGGAGUCCAUAUGAAGCCUCAAUAUGUUUCUGUUAAUAAACUUACUCCCAAAAUCAAAGGAUACAAGAUUAAGGUAACUCUAAAAGAGAAGUCCUCUGCUAAAGCUCCCCCUGGGGAAAAAACAUUCCAAAAGCUUGUGUUUGAAGAUCAUGAGGGUAAUGAGAUCAUGGGAACUUUGUUUCAGGAUGAGGUUGAGCAUUUCAAGCAUCUGUCAUUUGGAGGCCAGACAGCUAUCACACAAGUGGAUCCUACUGCAGGCCCUGUACUGCCACUUUACACUCCAAUUGCUCAGGUGCCACCCACUAGCAACAAAGAUGAUCAACGUCCUAGGAGUUGUGGUGCACAUGGUGUUGAGUUUUGUGGUGUCCGACACCGCGAGUAA